AUGGAGGGCCUUUUCUUCAACGUAGAGAACGGCUUCAUCGAAGGCAUCGUUCGCGGCUAUCGCAACGGCCUUCUGACGAGCUCCAACUACUCCAACUUGACGCAAUGCGAGACGAUUGAUGAUCUCAAGCUCCAGCUCGGCCCUGCAUACGGUGACUUCCUCGGCUCGCUGCCGCCGAACCCCUCAACGUCUGCCCUGGCUUCGAAGACGACAGAUAAGCUCGUGUCCGAAUUCCGUUAUGUACGAGCAAACGCCACCGGAACCCUGGCGCAGUUCAUGGACUACCUGACUUACGGCUACAUGAUCGACAACGUUGCUCUACUCAUCACUGGCACUCUUCAUGAGCGCGACACACGCGAGCUGCUCGAGCGCUGUCACCCUCUGGGCUGGUUUGAGACGAUGCCCGUUUUAUGCGUGGCGACAAACAUCGAAGAGCUCUACAACAGCGUCCUUAUCGAGACACCACUUGCGCCGUACUUCAAAGGGAGCCUGACGCAUCAAGACCUCGACGAGCUCAACAUUGAGAUUGUUCGCAACACCCUCUACAAGAACUACCUGGAAGACUUCUACAAGUUUGUCAAUACUCAUCCCGAUAUGGCUGGCACACCGACCGCGGAGGUCAUGAGUGAGCUGCUUGAAUUCGAGGCCGACCGCCGCGCCAUCAAUAUCACACUCAACAGCUUCGGGACAGAGCUGAGCAAGGCCGAUCGCAAGAAGCUCUACCCCGAGUUCGGCAAGCUUUGGCCCGAGGGAACCUUCAUGUUGUCAAAAGCAGACGACUUUGAGGGUGUCCGCGUGGCCGUGGACGGCGUGGCUGACUACAAAGCCUUCUUUGAUGCUGCCGGCCUUGGCGGUGGUCUCUCUGGACCUGGCAACCAGGGCGGCGGUGCCGGUAGCAACGAGCGGAGCCUGGAAGACAUGUUCUACCAGAAGGAGAUGGAGAUCUCCAAGUUAGCCUUCACUCGGCAAUUCAGUCUCGCGAUUGUAUACGCUUGGGUCAGACUCAGAGAGCAGGAAAUCCGGAAUAUCACAUGGAUCGCAGAGUGCAUUGCGCAGAACCAGAAAGAGCGCAUCGGCAACUACAUCAGUGUGCUUUGA
Molecule: messenger RNA, 1098 nt
Organism: Microdochium trichocladiopsis
Lineage: Eukaryota; Fungi; Ascomycota; Sordariomycetes; Xylariales; Microdochiaceae
Product: vacuolar ATP synthase subunit D1
Exons: 4
Coding region: 1-1098 (365 amino acids)
Biological process (GO): vacuolar acidification; proton transmembrane transport; vacuolar transport
Cellular component (GO): fungal-type vacuole membrane; proton-transporting V-type ATPase, V0 domain; vacuolar proton-transporting V-type ATPase complex
Molecular function (GO): proton-transporting ATPase activity, rotational mechanism
Source: RefSeq, a predicted model, not a curated record